UGCGACCUCGGUGCACGCGCAAGAAAUCUUCAGCAGGGGGGCGCUCUCCUAUAUUGUUUUUUUGGGGUGCUGGAGCGGUAGCCAUGACUCUAAAACUCGAGCUGGACGAGAAGCGCUACGUGUCUCUACUGGAGAACCUGAUAGGAGAGGCUGAAUUCCUUCAGAACAAUCCUCCGAGAUUUGUACCCCAGGAAGACAGAGCAGUGAAACAUGUGCUGGCAGCUCUCCAGCCCUAUCUGGUGGAGAACGGAGGAGUCUUGAAAGCCGAACAUGUAACCUUCGUUGAGGGGCGUGGCAACCUCAUGUUGGAGUACUGCCCUAAGGGGGCCUCUGGUACGGUGACGUUCAUUGGCAGCCAUCUUGAUGUGGUUCCAGCCAACCCUGAGACAUGGGAGAGAAACCCCUUCAAACUGAUAGUUGAGGGAGACAAGCUGUACGGGAGAGGGACGACAGACUGUCUUGGUCACGUGGCUCUGAUCACGGAGCUGUUCAUCCAACUGGCAGAGAAGAAACCACCACUCAAGUUUUCUGUCCAUGCCGUCUUCAUCGCCAGGUGA
Molecule: messenger RNA, 557 nt
Organism: Geodia barretti
Lineage: Eukaryota; Metazoa; Porifera; Demospongiae; Tetractinellida; Geodiidae
Source: the annotation of a GenBank genome assembly